Molecule: messenger RNA, 903 nt
Organism: Porites lobata
Lineage: Eukaryota; Metazoa; Cnidaria; Anthozoa; Scleractinia; Poritidae
Source: the annotation of a GenBank genome assembly
AUGGAUGUUCUCUCCAGCUUAAACUUUACUCUUUUCUUGACUGCUAUUCCAUUUUACAUCACUGGAUUCGUCGGUAAUGUGUUGGUCAUCCGCAUUGUGCAUAAAACACGAGAAAUGCACACGACAACUAAUUAUCUUUUAGCAAACCUUGCUGUUAGCGAUGUUAUUACCAUCUUUAUCUAUCCACUGUACGUGUCUUCCUAUUUGUACGGAUAUCUAAAUGAUGGAUUUGCCGCGAUAUUUGCAUGUAAGUUCUUGGUUCUCACUCAAAUUUCGGCUAUGGUCUCGGCAUUAACUCUGACAGUGUUGGCAAUAGAAAGGUAUCACGCGAUACUGAAACCCUUCAGAAGAGAUUUAUUGUUGAAUAAUGGCAACAUUAAGCGCGCUAUCGCUUUUGUCUGGGUCUUAAGCAUCGUAUUUACUUUCCCAGAAUUUUUCUUACAGGAAUGGAGUCAAAAAGAGUCUGCGUGUAGCGGUCCAUGGAGUCUGAAUGCGAAUCAAGCAAGCAGAGUUUAUUUGUAUUUUUACUCCGUUGUCUCUACCUAUGUUCCUCUCGGAGUGUUUUUGUUCUGUUACGGUUCUUUAAUCAAAGGAUUAUACUUAUCCAAUACAAUCUGUGCCACCGAUUCAGAUCAAGACAGAGAUGACAAAAAGAAACUUGUUGUUACAAUCAUCAUGGCUACUAUGGGGUUUGUUGUUGGUUAUGGAACGCUUGUUGUAUUUUACUGUGUUAUGACAUUCCAUAAUGGUGAACGGUUCAAGUCUAACUUACAUUACCAACUAUUGAGUGUGUUCUCCUUCAUGUUUAUCUGCAGUUUAAGUUUUAACCCGGUUUUAUACGCUUUUCGAAGCACGAACUUCCAAAAGGGCUUCAGAAAAAUAUUAUUCUGUCAGAAAAUAUCG